Messenger RNA from Cladophialophora immunda, 1649 nucleotides. RefSeq lists its product as uncharacterized. The record is from RefSeq and is a predicted model, not a curated record. Bases 399 to 1649 code for a protein of 416 amino acids. Lineage: Eukaryota; Fungi; Ascomycota; Eurotiomycetes; Chaetothyriales; Herpotrichiellaceae. The transcript has a single exon.
GCAAGAUGGAUCUCCGUUCGUAUCUUCACUUACACGUUGAUGCUGUCUCCUCUCUCCCAGGUAAGAGGCUUCAGUUAUGGUGUCCUCAGAGCUUGAGCCUCCUCCCCAGCCAGUCUCAGCAUCGUGGUCAUGAGCCUGGCCCCAAAUCCAGCACCCAACACAGUAUCCUAUGCCAUCCCAAUCACUGGGGACGUCUUGCUGGUAGGCCAUGGUUGAAUUAGGGCCCUCUUUGCCGUUCGUUGUGAAGAUUUGCGAGACUUUGAGUCAAAUGUUUGUCUGCCUCUGUAGCAUGGAAGCUGCUGUCAUUAUCCCACCAAGAUGGAGACAAACAAGAACUGGAGAAGACACACCUCUCAGCCUCCUUCUGCGCUCCCUUUCCCAAUGACACCCUGGGGAAUAUGCCUGCGAAUUUCGGAGAGACUGGAAAAAUCAUGGAACGUCUGCGCCAGCCAAAUAGAUUCAUUCUUGCCAAUGUGAACCUCUCGACAUGUCGACGACUAAGCGCUUAUGUCGGCGACCCAUUUCGCACACGUCUCGGCAGGAUACACACAGAGAAUGUUCAAAAGGUUCUGUCACAUUGCAAGAUCUUCAUCUCGCAGUCAACUCCCUUCAUAUUGUGUCUUCAUAUGUGCGGGCCUUGUCCUGACUCUGCGAAAUCAAUCUGCUGGAGAGCCACGAAAGUCACCUUCAUCUUAUCUCUGAGAUUGUCAUCUACUGGCCACAGGUGCCUCGUUCACGAAAUGUCUCAAAUCAUGCUGCAAGAAGACAUGGUGGCUCGCCCUGCUUUCCUCUCUCGGAUCUUCUCUUCUAAAGGUCGAUUCUACCGCACCAUGUCGCCAAGGGUCAGCGUCGAUGGUGAAAACUCCAGCACGACUUUGAAAACAUUCAUCUCAGUUUUCAACUCGUCUCACAUCUCCAGAAUCACUCUUAAGGACAGACUCAGACAAAUCAUUAUCCAAGGCGCGUCAAAGGCCUGGAAUCCAUCAUCCUGCUCGAUCAGCCCACAGAACCUAUUCAAACAAGACUUCAAGCCCGCCGAUCCAGCUCCCCAUCUCUCCUCUCACACGUCUUCACUCGUCACCACUCCACUGCACUCAGUACAGGUGUCCUUGUCGGCGUUCCUCUCAGACACAGCAACCCCUUCCUCAACAGUCACCCGAUCCAACAUCUCACAUAUCUCCGACCCCUCUUCAUCUCACGACGAGAUGUGCUUCAAGUACAAGUGCGACGCGUGCGAGAAGGCGAGAUACGACUUCUGCCAAAACUACCUCCAGAACCAGGAGGAGCGCAAGUGGUGCGACGUUGCGGUGGAGGAGCCCUGGGGUGGCAUGCUUAAACGCUGCCAUACCUGCACCACGAUCACCGGCGCCAUCAAGGAGUUGAAGGCGCUUGUCUUCCGCGAGCCAUGGCUCGUGACCGAGGGAAUGGCGGGCGCGCCAGAGAAGGCCGCCUGGGAGAAGGAGGGGGAGGAGGAGGAGGAAGCCGUCGGGGGUGUUGUCGUCGUCGACGACGACGAUGACGCCACCCCCGAUGGCUAUACGAAGGAGGAACGGGACCGGGUGCGGCGUGAGGCCGAGGAGGCCGUCAUGCGUCGCUGGGGGUUGAUGCGGGCGGAGCAGGCCGCGGAGGGGGAAGCCAAGGCUGAAUAG